AUGCUGUGGACAGUGCUACUAGCGCUGCUGGUACUGGUGCUGCUGCAGACUCAGCUGUCUGUGUGCUUAAGGGAAUUACGCAGUGGGGGUUCCAGCUCCCCUGCCUACUCCUCUUCAUCAUCCUCUCCCUCCUCCAACGCCACCCAGCAGCGGCUGCCCGGAGCUAUUAUUAUUGGCGUGCGGAAAGGCGGCACCAGAGCCCUGCUGGAGAUGCUCAACCUGCACCCAGAUGUGGAAGUGGCAAAGGCCGAGGUACACUACUUCAACGUGGAGGAGCACUACCGCCGAGGCCUGGCCUGGUACCGAGCCCAGAUGCCCUUCACCCUCCCUGAUCAGCUGACAGUGGAGAAGACCCCCGGCUACUUUGCGGCCCCUCAGGUUCCCGCACGUGUCUGGGACAUGAACCCCGCCGUCCGCUUGUUGCUCAUCGUCCGGGAUCCAGCCGAGAGGCUGGUCUCCGACUACACCCAGGUCCUGCACAAUCGCUUGACCCGCCACAAGCCCUACCAGCCGCUAGAGGAGCUCCUGAUCCACAAGGGCCACAUUGACCCUGGGUACAAGGCGCUGCAGAGGAGCCUGUACCACCAGCAUCUGGCCCGCUGGCUGGAGGUCUUCCCCAGGGAGCAGAUCCAUGUGGUGGACGGUGACGCCCUCAUUCGGGAUCCCUUCCCCGAGCUGAGAAAGGCUGAGAGGUUUCUGGACCUGCCGCCCAGGAUAAGCCCCAACAACUUCUACUACAACACCACCAAGGGCUUCUACUGCCUCCUGUCUGCCGGACACGACAAGUGCCUGGACGAGUCUAAAGGCAGGCCGCAUGCCCCGCUGAGCACCCAGGCCUUUAAGAAGCUUUGCCGCUACUUCAGGAAGCCCAACAAGUUGUUCUUUGAAAUGGUGGGGAGGUCGUUUUCCUGGUGCUGA
Chelmon rostratus (copperband butterflyfish) is the source of this 918-nucleotide messenger RNA. RefSeq names its product heparan sulfate (glucosamine) 3-O-sulfotransferase 1-like 2 (gene hs3st1l2). The record is from RefSeq and is a predicted model, not a curated record. NCBI's taxonomy places the organism in Eukaryota, Metazoa, Chordata, Actinopteri, Chaetodontiformes, Chaetodontidae. Gene Ontology annotation, molecular function: [heparan sulfate]-glucosamine 3-sulfotransferase activity. The transcript is spliced from 2 exons. Bases 1 to 918 code for a protein of 305 amino acids.